AUGUAUGAACCUGCUUGUGCAUGCAAAGGUAUUCGUUCAUGUAAACUUUGUGAAUCAACGAAAGAACCUUGGAUCAAUGAUACUACAUCAAAUGUAGUUUUUAUUUAUUGUGAUGCAUGUCGACAAGCAAUUCGUAUGGAUAUUUAUGAAUCAAAUUCCGAAUGUCCACAUCAUAAUGAUAUUGGUAAUACAAAUGUCGGCUUUCCAUUAGAUGGAAUUUUUCUUGUUUCGGAUUUUCUUGAUGAAAAUGAAGAAACGGAUCUAGUAAAUUAUAUUGACAACGAUGUAUGGAUUCCAUCACAAUCAGGUCGUUUAAAGCAAGAUUUCGGCAUAAAAAUUAAUUUUAAAAAGCAAACCAUUAAAACAAAAUAUUUUACUGGCAUGCCAUUAUAUGCAAAAGCAAUAAUUGAACGUUUAAAAGCACAUCGAAUUAGCGAAGAUUUUCAGUCAGUUGAAUUAUGCAAUUUAGAUUACCAUUCAGCACGUGGCUCACAUAUUGAUCCACAUAUUGACGAUGUAUGGAUAUGGGGUGAACGUUUAAUAACAAUUAAUUUACUUUCAAAUACCAUCCUUUCAUUGAUACCAAACGAAAAAGAUUCAAAUAAAAUAAUUUAUAUACCCAUACCACGUCGAUGGAUGAUUGUACUUUACGGUGAUGCUCGAUAUGAAUAUAAACAUGCUAUACAACGUCAACAUAUACAAGAUAGACGUAUAGCAGUUACAUUUCGUGAGUUAACAGGGAAAAAUGAUAAAUUCUAUGAAGAAAAUAAAGAUUUAUACGAAAGAAUUGUUCGCAUUGGAAAACGUUUUACUGGAAUAACGGUGGGAAGAUUUGAAAAAAUUGGGAAUGAUAUUAAUGCAAUGGCAAUUGAUAAAAUGGAUGUCGAUAUAUCAUCAAUCGAAGAGAAUCAAUUACAAGAAGCAUUCGAAUCGACUACUAAAAAGACAAUAUCAUCAUUUGAAAUUAUUAAUCCAUCAACUUAUUUAAUUCAUGCUGAAGAUAAAUAUUUGAUGAAAUUAUUUUCACAUUCAUCUAUUUCUCUUGAGCAAUUAAAAUCGAUUUUUUCAUUAUGCCAAUGCAAUGGAACGAUUCUCGAUGCUUCUAUUAAUCAAUCCUAUAUAGUUAUUUUUAAUUCGAAUGAAUUUUCAGCAAAUAAACAAAUGGGUCAUUUAUUAGCACGAUGGCGUCUGAAUACACGUUCUUCACUUGAAUCACCACAGAAGAAUCUGUUCGAUACUGACUGGUUCAAUCAACAAUAUGCGUCUAUUAUCAAUAAGAAAAAAAAUAGUUAUCCAUUUCUUCUAUCAAAUUUAUUUACAUGUCAACAAGAAAUCUCCACCAUCAAGGAUAAUCAAAUAGAAUGUGGCCUUUUGUGGACUAAUAAUCAGCAAUUAUUCUAUAUUAUGGAUUUAAUUUUGACAUGUUUAACAAAUAUCGAUUCGUUUAUUGAUAAUAUUAAAGAAAUAAUUCAUGCCUAUGAAGAAACUGUACCAUUGACGAAUGAUGAAAUCAAACAUUUGGAUACAUUCGUUCGUUUACAAUUAGUUUUACUAUUGAAUAGUCAGGAUAUUGAUGACGAGAAACAGAUUGAUUUACUUGAACAACUUUGUUCGAAUGUUUGUUUUGUUCGAAAUCUAGUCAGAUAA
Molecule: messenger RNA, 1647 nt
Organism: Rotaria socialis
Lineage: Eukaryota; Metazoa; Rotifera; Eurotatoria; Philodinida; Philodinidae
Source: the annotation of a GenBank genome assembly